Messenger RNA from Ricinus communis (castor bean), 1658 nucleotides. RefSeq names its product organic cation/carnitine transporter 1. Gene Ontology annotation, molecular function: transmembrane transporter activity. The record is from RefSeq and is a predicted model, not a curated record. Gene Ontology annotation, biological process: transmembrane transport. Gene Ontology annotation, cellular component: membrane. Lineage: Eukaryota; Viridiplantae; Streptophyta; Magnoliopsida; Malpighiales; Euphorbiaceae.
AUGGAAGAUGAAGAAGCUUCGCAAAAACUUGUGCAUGGAAACAUUGAAAUGGCAGAAAGAGGAGAAGCCAUAAACCCAACGACGAGACUUGAUGAAGUAGUUGAAAAUUACAUAGGAUCCUUAGGAUUCUCGCAGCUAAUACAUGUCUUCUUGAUCUCAUUGGCAUGGAUUUUUGAUUCACAAAACACAUUAGUUACUAUCUUCAGUGACGCGCAGCCACCUGCUUGGAGAUGCAUAUCACCUCUCCAACUCCAUGCAAAUACUGGCAGCUUCUCUUUGUGCAUCAAUGGAGGAGGUAGUAGCAAAGGUGGGGAUGUAGCUGGCUCUGUUUGUGGGCUGCCAUCGGGGACAUGGGAAUGGGUUGGUGGGAAUACAAGCUCUAUUUAUUGUGGACAUCAAGCCUUUCUAAAAAAUUAUUACGGUUCUGCUUUUUUUGGUUUCCUGGCUGACAAAUACUUAGGUAGGAAAAGAGCAGUGCUCCUCUCAUGUAUCUUAACCUCAAUAACAGCCUUUCUCUCCUCACUCUCACCAACUAUAUCAUUUCUCCGCUUUGCAAAUGCUUUUGCUCGAUCAGGAAUACGGAUAUGCUGUCUUGUUCUGCCUACUGAAGCUGGUAGGAAAUGGCGUGGUCAAAUUGGCCAAUAUGGCUUCUUUUUGUUUACUGCAGGCUUUCUUUCUCUCCCUUUAAUUGCCUAUCCUACAAGAACUAACUGGAGGGGUUUAUACAGGAUCGUGUCUCUAUUUCCCCUCGUCUACUCUCUCAUAUUUCUCCCUUUUGUUUCCGAGUCUCCUCGUUGGCUUCUUGUUAGAUUGCGAAGCAGAGAAGCUCUUGAUAUAUUGAAGAGGUUUGCAAGACUCAACGGCAAGGAGUUGCCACCCAAUUUGGCUCUCGCAAAUCCAUCAUCUCCAAAAUUGGGUGGUGGUGCUGGAAUAAAAGCAGAAACUAAGGCUGGUGAAAAUGAAGGGCUGUGGGGCACUCCAUGGGCUGCUAAACAAAUGACGGUUAUGGUAACUGGUUUUGGAGCUGGCUUUGUUUACUAUGGCGUUCAGCUGAACGUUGAAAACCUUAACUUCAACCUCUACUUCACCGUUGCAGUCAAUGCAUUAAUGGAGAUUCCUGCAGUUCUUAUAGGUACUAUUCUCUUGGGCUUCACAAACCGACGUAUGCUCUUCUCGCUGUCUGUAUUAUUGGCAGGAGCUUCGUGCAUUCUUUGCAUCACCUUCUCCCAUGGAAGACGGAGAGCAAAGGGUGAUGAAUCUAGUGGGAGUUGGCCACAGUUAGUCUUGGAAGGCAUUGGUUUUAUGGCUGCUUCGAUGGCAUUUGACGUGCUGCAUAUUUAUGAGCUUUUCCCCACCAAUGUCAGGAACUUUGCUGUUUCAAUGUUGCGGCAGUUAUUGAUGCUGGGGGCUUCCAUAGCACCUCUACUGGUUGUCUUUGGUCGUUUAAGUCCAUCCCUUUCUUUCCUUGUUGGUCUGCUUUCUGUUUUCAGUGGAGUCCUGAGUUUAUGGUUGCCAGAGACUGGAAAUGCUCCACUUUAUGAAACCCUAAAGCAGCAAGAAGAAGAUGAGAAGCAGACUUGUGAAAUCAGAUGACUCAGAUAUCUGGAACUUGUGAAGCAUAUUCAGUAUGCACAAAUGCUUGGGCUGUGAAGAAAGUU